This is a messenger RNA of Lycium barbarum (goji berry), 2426 nucleotides long. Its product is annotated as autophagy-related protein 11-like. Bases 972 to 1979 code for a protein of 335 amino acids. Lineage: Eukaryota; Viridiplantae; Streptophyta; Magnoliopsida; Solanales; Solanaceae. Gene Ontology annotation, molecular function: molecular adaptor activity; protein kinase binding. The record is from RefSeq and is a predicted model, not a curated record. The transcript is spliced from 2 exons. Gene Ontology annotation, cellular component: Atg1/ULK1 kinase complex; phagophore assembly site membrane; extrinsic component of membrane. Gene Ontology annotation, biological process: autophagosome assembly; autophagy of peroxisome; autophagy of mitochondrion.
UAUUAAAACCAGCAUAACUAGUCCCAUGUUUGGUAGAAUUUCUGUAUUGCUCGUUUCCAUUGUUUAGUAAUUCUUCAGUAGCUUGACGGAGAUAAUAUCUCCCAUUUUGGGUUCUGAGGAUUUAGGGGUCGUUUGGUUGUUGGUUAGGAAGUUAUUUAUUCAUGUAUUAAAACCAGCAUAACUAGUCCCAUGUUUGGUAGCAUUUUAGUUGCCAUAUAUAAAAUUCAGUACACCAAGUACGGUGUUUGGUUACCAGUUUACAAUUCCGCAUAACUAAUACAUGUACAAGUUAUGUGAGAAUCUAUGUAUUAUUUUAUGCAAGGUAGAAGAUGGAAUAACUAAACCCUGCAUAACUAAUACAUACAUGAUUAUUCCCUACAAUACUAAUACCUGCAUAACUUCAACCAACAACCAAACGACCCCUUAAGUUUUAAUAUUCCACUAAUUUUGGUAGGUUGUGCCGUUAUAACAUUUCAGAAGACUUGAGAGAGUUGGCUUUCUGUACAGUAUAUUUUCUUUAGCAGUGUACAUUUUAACUCAAAUAAGUUGUCUUUUUCUUCAAAGAUAUACUUUUGCUUGUUGGUGCUCUGGGUGAACCUUUAAUUUUCUGUAUUUUGAUAUUUCUACUUUGACUACUGUUCUUAGAAGUUCCGUCUGGAAAUUCUUUGUCUCUAUUCUAAAUAAAGAUAGUCCGUUUUGUUGAAAAAAGUCUUCUUCUGUAGGCAGGAUCCAGCGACAGAACUAAUUUUUAGAUUUCCAUCAUAACCUCUAAUCUACUUUACUCCAUGGGAAUACAUUUAUAAGGUUUAUGUCUUUACCUUUUUCCUUCGCCUAAAUACAUUUAUAAGGUUUAUGUCUUUACCUUUUUCCUUCGCCUAAAAGGCAAACGCACUGGCAUUAUAACAAAAUUUUAUAUUUCCUGACCUGAGUAUCUAUUGGGGAAACACGGGACCUGAAAGAGUCCACUUUCCAUGUCUAAUGAUGGUUCUCAGUUCGCGGAAACCGAGAUAAGUAUUGACUUUGCUGAGAAAAUCGAUUGUGAGGAAUUAUUUCAGAGCUCGGAGGUUCUGGAUAUUUCUGGAACUAGCAAAAUGGAAGUGGAAAAUGCAAAAUUGAGUGCUGAACUUGCUUCUAAAAUAACCUUUAUGUGUUCUACCUGUCCUGAAUUUGAUUAUGAAUCGCUCGAUGACACUAAAAUCGAUAGUUUACUAAAAGAAGCAAGAGAGAAAACCUCUGAGGCUCUACACGAGAAAGAAGAGUAUGAAAAACACCUUCAUUCUAUGCUUAAGGCGAAGCAAAUUCAAUGUAAAUCUUAUGAAAAACGGAUUCAGGAGUUGGAACAGAGGUUAUCUGAUCAUUACUCGCAAGGGCACGCACAUUCUGCUGAUGAGGGUGUAUCUAACUUAACUGUUUCAGCCGUGAAGAACGAUGACAGCAAGCCUGCCGAAGUCAUGGAUGAGGUUUCUUGUCCCUUUAGUUCAUCAAAUAUCAAAUCUGGCUCUAAACAAAUCAAGGAACAAGAAGGCUUAGAUGAUAAUACGGUUGUUUCCUCUGGUAUGGUGAACCCUCAGUUGGAUACAUCUAUGCUAGAUCCACAUGGCGAUGAAGAGCAUGAAGACCACCUUGUGGAAGAUAAGAAAGAUACGGCACUUGCGACAAGUUCAAUGGCUGUGAGUAUAUCCCAGCCUCAGACCGACAUGCCUUCUGACGUAACUGCUGAACAAGGUUUGCAUGCUAAAGCUAGAGAGGAUCUUCUCCUGGAGUUGCAAGGUGUCCUGGGUGAUAAAUCAAAGCUACUGGAUGAAAGCGAAAGCAAGGUGAAAUCCUUGACAAAGGAGGUAGCCAAACUGGUGACGGAGUUGGAGAUCAGAGGAAAGAUUCUUGAUGAAUCUCAGGUAUCUCCAAAGGGCACUUCAAGGUAUCUAUCAUCAUCAAGUGUCUUUCAAGAUUUUGAAGUUCCUUUGCUUGACGCCUCGUGAAGGGUCUUGAAUUAAUGAUGGUGUGGUGGUUAUCGGUUCUAGUAAAGUCUCUGGCCAUAAAUGGCAUCAUAGUUGAAUUCUUUAGUAUUUAGCUUCAUCUGGCUGAUCGGAAUCAUUGCUUGUUAGAUGGCAAACAAAGAUCAUAGUUCUUAUUGAAGAUUUAUUGUUGCCCCAGGAAUGUAAUAAUAUAGCAAGCUCUCGAGUACCAUUUUGAUAAGCAUUCAUUCAAUGUAAUAUCUUACAACAGAACAACUUAAGAGCAACUUUUUUUUUUUUUUGAGUUACUUUUCAAGUAUUUCUUAGUAUGGUAAUUUAGAGAACAUUACUGCACUGAGUCAGUUGUUGAUGUUAGAAUGAUCUCUGCUGGACUUUGCUUGAGUUUUCCACACAUUCUGGCCCAUAUUAUCUGUUUGAAUGAUGGCCUGUAAUUAGGAUUUUGCACCUAGA